Molecule: messenger RNA, 2874 nt
Organism: Vollenhovia emeryi
Lineage: Eukaryota; Metazoa; Arthropoda; Insecta; Hymenoptera; Formicidae
Product: alpha-glucosidase-like
Exons: 11
Coding region: 260-2182 (640 amino acids)
Biological process (GO): carbohydrate metabolic process
Source: RefSeq, a predicted model, not a curated record
GAGAGGACUAUGUCAAGAGCAACACAGUAACAUAACAGUGGAAAGUAUUUAAAUUGAUUGAUUGUGAUCAUCGAGUGGUGCAAUUAAUAAAGAAAUCAAGAAUAUAUCGUAUCAAUUAAGCAAGAAGAAUUGUCGUAGGUGAAGUAGAGUUCGCGUGACAAGAACAGUGAGGACGGGGUAACGUCGACAAAGCUCCAAUUAGUUCCUCGUAAAAAAAUUAUAAAUAUAUUGGAAUUUCACCAAAUUUAAUGUGCGUGCAAUGUUAGCGCUUGGGCGUUAUAUUACAUUGACAAGUAUCUUCAUACUUUGGACAAAUGGGAUGGAUAACGAAGAGGUUGUGGAGAGGGCAUGGCAGGAUACCACGUUAAUUUAUCAGAUUUGGCCUAGAGGAUUCCAAGACAGCGACGGCGAUGGUGAAGGUGAUCUGAAGGGUAUUAUUAGCCGACUUGAUUACAUCGAGGAUCUUGGAAUUGAAACGAUUUGGUUGAAUCCUAUUUAUCCUUCACCGUUAAUCGAUUCUGGAUAUGACGUUUCUAAUUAUACAGAUAUAGAGCCCCUUUUCGGUGAUUUGAGUGAUUUCGACAAUCUAAUGCAAAAGGCACAUGAUCGAGGAUUGAAAGUUAUGUUGGAUAUUAUUCCUAAUCAUUCCAGCGAUCAGCACGAAUGGUUUGAGUUAUCGGCAAAGAAUGUCGAGCCAUAUACUGAUUAUUAUAUCUGGGCUAAUGGUAGCAUCGAUGAGAAUGGCCACAAUAUUCCACCAAAUAAUUGGAUAAGCACAUACAGCGAUGAAGAAGGCUCUGCAUGGACAUGGCAUGAUGGAAGACAACAAUGGUACUAUCAUAAAUAUCACAGUUCUCAACCGGAUCUUAAUUUGAGAAACGAGAAAGUGGUUAAGGAAUUAAUGGGUAUAUUCGACUUUUGGUUGGCAAGAAACGUCGAUGGUUUUCGAAUUAAUGCAGUACCUUAUUUCUUCGAAGACGAAGCUUUAAGAAAUGAAUCCUUUGCGGGAGAGGGUACUUAUACUUUUGGUCUUCCUGAAAGUACUGCGCUUCUUUAUGUAUUUCGUGAACAUAUCGAAAGCUGGGUAUCAAGAAAUAAUGCCUUAUCAAAAUUGUUAGUCGCGGAGUCGUACGAUACUUCUGAUGAUAAUUUAUUGGCGUAUUACGGCAACGGCACGCACAAAGGAAUUGCACCGUUUAAUUUCAAAUUUAUUACACAUAUUCAUAACAGCAGCUACAGCGAUGCUGGUGAUAUUAAAUACAUUUUAGAGAAAUGGCUUAAAUCUCUUCCAAAAGACACCAAGACUAAUUGGGUGCUUUCAAAUCAUGAUAAUUCAAGAGCAGCUACAAGAAUCGGACUUAACCGAGUCGAUGGCCUUCACAUGCUUAGUCUUCUGCUGCCUGGACAGGCAUACACAUACUACGGCGACGAAAUAGCCAUGUUGGACUCAGAAAUAUUUUGGAGCAGAACCAUUGAUCCGAUGGGUUGCGCCAGAGGCAUAAACGAAUAUAAAUCUUUUUCAAGAGAUCCAGCGAGAACUCCUAUGCAAUGGAAUUCCGAAAUUUCAGCUGGUUUCUCUACAAAUGAAACCACAUAUCUUCCUACUCAUCCUGAUUAUGUUUAUAGAAACGUAGAAAUACAACAAAGUAAAGAAAGAAGCAAUUUGAAGACGUACAAGGAGCUAGCUGUUCUAAGGAAAGAGCCAGUUUUUAUAAAUGGAAAUUACGAAUUUGCAAAUCUGAAUAAUAAUCGCGUAUUGGUAUUAAAAAGGUCUUUGAAGAAUCAUCCAGUGUACAUUGUUGUAAUUAAUUUGGGUAUACGGACAGAAGAGAUUAAUUUGACUUCAAUUUGUGCUAAUUUAAAAGAUACUUUGGAUAUUAUUGUUGCUUCUAGCAAUGCAAUUGGCGUCACAGGCGCUGUUUCACGGGACAAAUUUACAUUAACAGCAAAUGCUGCGCUUGUAUUAAAAGGCGAAGAAGAACAAGUCACAACUAAACCAACUACUACGUCUGAGGCAACCACUCCUGUAAAUCAUACAACCGAAAGUACAACAGAAAAAGAAAAGCGUUCCACCUCGAUAAAACCAGAGACAUCUGAGAAACCUGAUAAUGCAAUGUCAAUUGGUCCUUCAUUUUUGCUCAUGAUAAGCACCGUUAUAGUUAUUUUAUCGUGUAGAUUUUAAAAAUAAUAAUAGCUGAUACGAGAGAUCGAUCCAAUAAAAAUAAGAAUGUUAGAUAUACUGUAAGCCUAAUCAACUUAAAUACGCGAUGAUCAGAUAUGGAAUGUCUUAUAUCUUUUAUCUAUAAGUGUUUUGACUAAUUUAACUUAAUUUAAUAUAACUAAUAAUUAGAUUUCUGACCAAUUAUUAACUACAUUCUUUAUACUUCGGUUUUCGCCAUGCAAUAGCAAUGGUUACACUCGUGCCGUUAUGUAUUUCUUGCAUUUGUUGCUAUUUGUUACAGUUACAGUAUUUGAAAGAACGUACCUGCUGAAUUUUUAAAACCAUCUGUAUAUUUAGUAUUUUUUAAGUUCUCUCAUUCAGAUGGAACGUUAAAAAAAGACUUAUUUCCACGAAGCAGAAAAUCCAUAUUAGUCACAGAAAUCCAUAAAAGGAGACGCGGAAAAAUGCACAGAAAAAAAGGAGAAUCCUCGAUUUACGCAGAGCUCGCAGAAUGUGACCAUUGCAGCAACCUACAUUGAUCUAUGUAUGACCAAUCGCGGUGUUGAUCAAAUGCGGAGCGAAUGUACUUGAUCCAUGUAAUAGAUCGGAUGGCCGUUGUCUUAUACGUUCCCACCAGAAACAAAGGAUAGAGGCAUACAUAAAAAUCGUUUAUCUCUGCAUCGACAGGUUCUUAUUAUUCUCAUCCUUUCAUC